AUGGCGUCCAGGCCCAAGCGGCGCGCGGUGGGCGGUGCGGCCCCGGUUCCGCGCUGGGAGGAAGAGGACGACGGAGUCGAGGAUGAGGACGACGACGAGGAGGACAGCGACGAAGAAGAGGACGAAGACGACGAGGUCGUAGACGAGGAAGUGAAUAUUGAAUUUGAAGCUUAUUCUAUCUCAGACAACGAUUAUGACGGGAUUAAGAAAUUACUGCAGCAGCUUUUCCUGAAAGCUCCUGUGAACACUGCAGAACUAACACAUCUCUUAAUUGAACAGAACCAUAUUGGGAGUGUGAUUAAGCAAACGGACGUUUCAGAAGACAGCGAUUCUGAUGUGGAUGAAGAUGAGAUUUUUGGUUUCAUAAGUCUUUUAAAUUUAACUGAAAGAAAGGGUACCCCGUGUGCUGAACAAAUUAAAGAGUUGGUUCUGCGCCUCUGCGAGAAGAACUGUGAAAAGAGCAUGGUUGAACAGCUGGACAAGCUUUUCAAUGACACCACCAGGCCUGUGGGCUUUCUGCUGAGUGAAAGAUUCAUUAACGUUCCUCCGCAGAUUGCACUGCCCAUGCACCAGCAGCUUCAGAAAGAACUAGCAGAGGCACACAAGACGAACAAGCCAUGCGGGAAGUGUUACUUCUACCUUCUGAUUAGCAAGACGUUUGUGGAGGCAGGAAAAAGCAACUCCAAAAAGAAAUGGAGCAGCAAAAAGAAAGAUGAGUUAAUGUUUGCAAAUGCAGAAGAAGAAUUUUUCUAUGAGAAGGCAAUCCUGAAGUUCAGCUACUCAGUGCAGGAGGAGAGCGACAUGUGUCUGGGAGGCCGAUGGUCCUUUGAUGAUGUACCGAUGAAGCCCCUGCGAACUGUGAUCUUAAUUCCAGGCGACAAAAUGAAUGAAAUCAUGGAGAAACUGAAAGAACAUCUGUCUGUCUAACCCAUUUCCCAGGGACAAUGCUGGGCUUGUUUUUUGUAAAAUUACCAGAAGACUCUGUGGAGGUUUACUGAAAAACUCAUGACUUUAUUCAGAUUAAGGUCCUCUACAAAAAGCAGGGUUCUGUCACCCGUGUCUGUGACAUAUUUACAAAAUAUCUGCUUUUUAAAUUUUUGGUCAAAUUAAGAACAGUUGAUUAAAAACUUUUCCAAUAAGAAGAAAAACAUGGAGCAGUAAUUUAAAGAACUCAAUAAAAACUUCUAUUUUUAGUUUUUAAA
This is a messenger RNA of Hippopotamus amphibius kiboko, 1202 nucleotides long. RefSeq names its product BRCA2 and CDKN1A interacting protein (gene BCCIP). The transcript has 7 exons. Gene Ontology annotation, cellular component: nucleus. Lineage: Eukaryota; Metazoa; Chordata; Mammalia; Artiodactyla; Hippopotamidae. The record is from RefSeq and is a predicted model, not a curated record. The coding region runs from base 1 to 927 and encodes 308 amino acids.